Molecule: messenger RNA, 3434 nt
Organism: Rhopilema esculentum
Lineage: Eukaryota; Metazoa; Cnidaria; Scyphozoa; Rhizostomeae; Rhizostomatidae
Source: RefSeq, a predicted model, not a curated record
UUGUUGACAGUAAACAAGUAAAUGAAAACAGAUCGACCUUUCCAAUUUCUAAUCAACAAUUUCGAUAUAACUGCUAACUUGAAUGGCUUGGAAAUGAAUUUAGCCAAGGGUUUCGUUUCUCAAUAUUAGACCACGCCAAGAGUAUCCUUUUGUAGAAAUUUGCCUAGCAAACGGUACUUAAUUUGCCUAGCCAAUAACCGGUGCGUGUGAAUGUAAAUCAAGCUUUAGAGAUAGCAACAACACCAAACGAUACCCUGGGUACUAGAGCCACAUAAAUUCGUUUGCGGAGUGGAGACAGGAGAGGAGAAGCAAUACAGCGUCUAUCCGAGAAGAAGGACAAUAUAAGGUUAACCUCACCCAUUGUCGUUCUGAUGUCUAAUUGUAUUGUCCAAAUAAUGAUUUCACGUAGAAGUCGGCAGACCGUUGCUUUUUGGUAGUCUUUAUCACAUGUCACAAUGGCAAUGAGCGCAUAUCAGAAUCACAAAGAAAGAUCAUGAACUGUAUCAACCCAGAAUAUUUUAUCACUGGACAGAAGGCAAAUAACGAGGCAGCACGGGUGAAAAAAGCAUUUAAGAAGAAACCUGGCAAAAAGUAACCCAUAUGCUCAAAGCAUUAUGGGUCACUCGGUUAUUGAGGACAGUCCAAGUGAGCAACAAACGAAAGAAAACUCUGAAAAAUGGAGAGUCAAAUGCAGCUGGUUACCCAAAAGAUAUCUGCUGGCAAUCCUAAGCUUUUUGGGAUUUCUAAAUCUCUAUUCAUUACGAGUCAAUCUCAGUGUUGCCUUAGUUGCCAUGGUUUCAAAUAAAACGAUAACCAACUCUUCUGGCUAUGUUGUUUGUACAGAGCCAGCAGACUUUUCUUGGAACACAAAAGAACAAGGUAUCAUCCUGAGCUCUUUCUUUUAUGGUUACAUCUUCACCCCAAUACCUUCUGGAUAUCUUGCAGCCCGUUUUGGUGGGAAAAACCUUUUUGGUGGAGGUAUUCUAAUGACAGGACUGUUUACAUUACUAACACCAUUAGCAGCAAGAAUGAGUAUUAAGUUUCUCAUAGCUGUUAGAGUGUUGCAAGGAUUAUCUCAGGGCAUCGCUUUUCCAUGCAUGCAUGCGAUUUGGAGCAAAUGGGCUCCACCAAUUGAAAGAAGCAGGCUGUCAACGAUAUCUUUUUCAGGACCAUUUGCUGGAAUAGUUCUUGGAAUGACAUUGUCAGGAGCGAUAGCUUAUAACCAAGGAUGGCCCGCUGUUUUCUACUUCUCUGGCCUUCUUGCAAUUAUUUGGAGUGUUUUUUGGUUUUGGAUGGUUACUGAUUCCCCUUUCGAUCACCCCACGAUUACAGAUAAGGAACUUGCUUAUCUCAAACAGGAAUUAUCAGACGAUAAGACCGAGUCAAAAUUAACAACGGUCCCGUGGAAAGAUUUGCUCUCAUCUGGUCCUGUGUGGGCAAUUAUGAUCGCGCAUUUUACAGGGAACUGGGGCAAUUUCAUACUACUUACGUCACUUCCGACUUAUCUCAAGCUGGUGCUAAAGUUUGAUCUACAAAAGGCAGGGUUUCUGUCCGCUCUUCCCUACCUGAUAAUGACCAUAAUGAUUCAGAUAGGGGGACAGCUUGCAGAUUUUCUACGGUCUUCGGGAAGAAUGUCAACCACUACUGUUAGAAAGCUUUUUACUGCAAUAGGGUUCAUGGGCCAAGGUGUUUUUCUGAUAGUCGUUGGGUAUAGUACAAGCAAAUACAUGGUCAUUUCUGCUUUAGUCAUGUCGGUCGGAUUGGGUGGCCUUGCAUGGUGUGGUUUCAUUGUCAACCAUCUCGAUAUAGCACCGCGCUAUGCAAGCCUCAUUUUUGGAAUGAGCAACACUUUCGCUACCAUUCCAGGAAUUGUCAGUCCUCUUGUUGUUGGAUUCGUCACUACACACGAGACUAGAGAAGAAUGGCUAAUAAUAUUCAUCCUGUCAGCGGCAGUUUGCGGGUUCGGAACCCUGGUUUUCUUGAUUUUUGCCUCCGGUAAGAAGCAGCUGUGGGCAGAUCCGUAUGGGCACCAAAGAAUUUCUGAAGACAACGAUGAUAAAGACAUGUUGAUGAAAGAGAGUGAGAAAGGCACCCCAUCGGCUACCAAUGAAACUUUUGAGAAGAAGGAAGCAGAAACUCUCAUGCCAGGUGGUGCUGCCUGUUAUGGGUCAGUUGUGAGAGACACAUCUCAAGUCUAAUUCUUUAUGUAAACUUGUACUUUCCAGACAGCUUUAUCUGAAAUUGCUUGUUCCCAUUUCCAAUGAGUUGCAGUUUUUUCCAAACUCUCUAUCAACGUAGUAUACAAAUUGUCCUUCUGGGGCCCUUCUGCUUGUGACAAGGCUGCUCUAGUAAACUUGUCAAGUGGCAUGUUAGCGAGUUCAGAAACAUCGAAAGACCUUCUUGGCGCAGAAGAGUAUGCUCAGCGUUGCCUACUCUAUCUAGAAAUGAAAGGUAUUUCAAAUUGAAUAGUGAUUCUUUUCAAAUAUUUAGGUAUAAUAUUGUAAAUAGGUUUUAUCCCUUUAAAAUGGCUAGGAAUGGGGGAUGAAUACAGAAUGCAAAUUAACAAACGGCAAUAUAAUCAUCCUGGUCCUAGUUUUUUUCUCAGAACCAAUAAACCGAAUUUCAGGCUGCUCUGAAAUUUUUUCGAAAUUAUUCGAUGUAGGCAGUGCAAUUGCUAGCUAGUGUUCCCUAGAGGAAUGUUCAGACCUUAUUUGUCAACAAAGUGAAUGAGAACUCCCUUAUUUGCCAAUAAGUUUUUGACAUGAAAUAUUUAAGGAGAUUUCACGACUUUGCUAAAACUUGUAUUUUACAGUAGCUCAGACUCAUCUUGUUCUUUAACGCUCUUAAUAAUUGACCAGUUUUGAGGCUCUUGUUCUUAUGAAAUUGUUCUUAUAAAAAAGGGUGUAGUCCAUUUUCAAUUUGCAAAACGCUUCCGUCUCAUCGGUCAGUGCGAAAACAUUUUGGUUAAAGAGGUGAGCGAAAACUCAAGAAAAAUGCUAAUAGAAUGAAAUGCGUUCAUUUCAAGAAAUUUAUGGUUCCAUUGAACCCUUGUUUGGUUGGAGGGUUAUCCCACUAAAACCCCACCUGGAAUAGGGGCGUAAUUGCGAAAAAUGGCUUUAACAUGGUUGCAGCUAAAUUGAUGUAUAAGCAUAACUAUAACAUUCUUAAUACACACGUAACUGUCUUAAGUGUUUCGUUGACCCCUUCUUCAUUUCUCUAAAAGUGCAACAUGCUCACGACCCUGAACCACCUACCCCCUUGCUUCAAUGGCGAUUCUUUACUUCUUUACUCCUUUAUUAUAACGUUUAGCCGUGAUUAAUUUGUAUCAAGUAGCAUUAUAUGCCACAAAUUAUCGGAAUUAAAUUUCUAUAAGCUAUUUGCAUGCAACCUUUUUGUCCAGCUAGUAAUUUUUAUGAAAUAAACUUCUUUGGUAA